This is a messenger RNA of Amphiprion ocellaris (clown anemonefish), 1500 nucleotides long. Its product is annotated as dual specificity tyrosine-phosphorylation-regulated kinase 4-like. The coding region runs from base 1 to 1500 and encodes 499 amino acids. The record is from RefSeq and is a predicted model, not a curated record. Gene Ontology annotation, biological process: intrinsic apoptotic signaling pathway in response to DNA damage by p53 class mediator; smoothened signaling pathway; peptidyl-threonine phosphorylation. Gene Ontology annotation, cellular component: nucleus; PML body; cytoplasm. Gene Ontology annotation, molecular function: ATP binding; protein serine/threonine kinase activity; transcription corepressor activity. Lineage: Eukaryota; Metazoa; Chordata; Actinopteri; Pomacentridae. The transcript has 7 exons.
AUGUGUGAAAAUAAAACUGGAGAGCACAUGGUGAUAAAGGUGCCCGAAGGUGACAGUCUGGCACACGAGGCGGAAAUCUUGAAAAAGCUCAAGCACCACAACUCGGAUGAGUCCAACAUCGUGGAGUACAAGGGACAUGUCUUUGCAAGAUUUACGCGGCUCCUGGUGUUUGAAAAACUGGACAUCACCCUGCAUGACUAUGUAAAGGGCUUAACACAGCCAAUGCGACUGGAACACAUCCGUACAGUUAUUCAGCAGCUGGCUGUAGCUUUGAAUACAACGAAGAGUGCUGGCAUAAUCCACACUGAUCUGAAGAUGGAUAACAUCAUGAUGGUGGAUCAUGUGAAGCAGCCCUUCAGGGUCAAACUCAUAGAUUUUGGUUUGGCCAAGUACAGAGCUCCAGAAAUCAUCCUGGGCCUGCCGUAUUCAGAGGCCAUCGACGUUUGGUCAUUGGCCUGCGUGAUGUUCAAGAUGGUGGCUCAUCAAGUUCCCUUCGGGACAGACUCAGAAUACUAUGUGCUCAAAGAAAUGAUCCGUCUGCUGGGUCUGCCGCCGCAACAUCUCAUCCUAGCUGGCCGGAGAUGUAUUCUGAGACGGACAACCCAGCAGAAGCUGAUGAGAGGAGGGGAGUGUAUCGAGCUGUUGAAGGCGAUGGUUCGGUGGAAUAAGAAGGAUAGAAUCACCCCCAGUGGUAUCCUCAACCAUCCUUUUAUCACCAAAAGCUACCUCAACAGCAGCUCCCCCAUCAGCCAGUUGGCUUGCCUGAUGAGGACAGUGACCUGGAGGAGAAGAAGAAGAGAGAAAAACACAGAGACUGAGAAUAAAAAGGAUGGUUAUCCUGAGAACAUCCAGGACAGGAAGAACAGUGAAGACAAUGAGAAACCUGUCAACAAGGAGAUCAGUGAACAUGAGGACAGUGAAAAGAAUGACACUGAUGAGGACACUGAGGACAUCCAGGACAGGAAAAACAGUGAAGACAAUGAGAAACCUGUCAACAAGGAGAUCAGUGAACAUGAGGACAGUGAAAAGAAUGACACUGAUGAGAACACUGAGGACAUCCAGGACAGGAAAAACAGUGAAGACAAUGAGAAACCUGUCAACAAGGAGAUCAGUGAACAUGAGGACAGUGAAAAGAAUGACACUGAUGAGAACACUGAGGACAUCCAGGACAGGAAAAACAGUGAAGACAAUGAGAAACCUGUCAACAAGGAGAUCAGUGAACAUGAGGACAGUGAAAAGAAUGACACUGAUGAGAACACUGAGGACAUCCAUGACAGGAAAAACAGUGAAGACAAUGAGAAACCUGUCAACAAGGAGAUCAGUGAACAUGAGGACAGUGAAAAGAAUGACACUGAUGAGAACACUGAGGACAUCCAGGACAGGAAAAACAGUGAAGACAAUGAGAAACCUGUCAACAAGGAGAUCAGUGAACAUGAGGACAGUGAAAAGAAUGACACUGAUGAGAACACUGAGGACAUCCAGGACAGGGAAAAACAGUGA